AUGGCCUCUGAUUCAACUGGACGCCCCGCAAGCGUCCUCUUUGUCUGCCUCGGCAACAUCUGCCGCUCACCCAUGGCCGAAGGCGUCUUCCGCAACCUCGCCGCCUCGCACCCUUCCCUAGUGAGCGAGAUCGACUCCGCCGGCACAGGCGCCUACCACGCAAUGGAACCCCCGACUCGCGCACGAUCCCGCAAAGUCACCAAGGAGGACUUCCUGAACUUCGACUACCUCCUCGCCAUGGACAAGUAUAACCUGAGGGAUCUGCUGGAUACGCGGGAGUCGGUAAUUAGGUCGGUGAAGCGAAAGUCUGGUAUGCUUGCUGCUCCCUUGUCACACUCUCGAGUUACCCGGGCGGGCGCUGAGGCGGCGAUUGCAGAGCGGGUCGCGGAUGCGAAGGUUGCGGAUGUGCGGUUGUUUGGGGAUUUUGGGGCUGACGGGAAGCUGCAUGCUCGAGUUGGUGGUGGGGAGGUCGUGCAGGAUCCGUAUUAUGGUGGUGCGAAUGGGUUUGAGGAGGUUUAUCACCAGGUUGAGCGCUUCUCGCGGGGGUUCCUGGAUUAUCUGGAGAAGAACUCUGCAGAGUAA
Molecule: messenger RNA, 582 nt
Organism: Penicillium riverlandense
Lineage: Eukaryota; Fungi; Ascomycota; Eurotiomycetes; Eurotiales; Aspergillaceae
Gene: ltpA
Product: tyrosine protein phosphatase LTP1
Exons: 3
Coding region: 1-582 (193 amino acids)
Molecular function (GO): protein tyrosine phosphatase activity
Source: RefSeq, a predicted model, not a curated record